This is a messenger RNA of Medioppia subpectinata, 1607 nucleotides long. The record is from the annotation of a GenBank genome assembly. Lineage: Eukaryota; Metazoa; Arthropoda; Arachnida; Sarcoptiformes; Oppiidae.
AUAAUUCUUUAGAGUGAAUACAUUUGUUGAGUCCCCUCUUCCGACCCCUUCAUAGAAACAGUAUAAAAGGCAUCUCUGAAAGGAUGGAUAGAAGGCUUUCAAUGUGGGCCGUCACUGAUGUCUCGUCGGCAGCGCUCGCCAACAUCAAGGAGUCGAGUCAAGUGGGAAGCAGUCUUCACGUCAAAAAUGGUGGUCUAAACCAUCUCACGACUUUAGACAAACUUCCGGAUAAAAUAGUACUAAAAAUCUUCACAUAUCUGCCUCAUCGGGAAGUGUCACGUUUGGCACGAGUUUGCAAGAAAUGGCGAAUGAUUUCAUGUGACUCUAAACUAUGGACACACGUCUCUCUCAGACCCGAUGUGUCGGGACUGCAUGUGACGAGUAUGGAGUCUCUCCUCGCACUCAUAUCCAUCCGUUUCGUUAUUUUUAUGGAGGGUUUUAUGAGAAAGAUAUACAAUUUCAUUAAUGGCUUAGAAGUCUUGCAUUUAGUCGGAACUUAUGAGAAAGCGGUCGAAGAGGAAGAGGAAGAAAUCUAUGAAGUGGUGAACAUUCAUAAACUGAAGAGCGCUGUUCCCAACCUUCGAGUCGUUAAUUUAUUCGGCAUUAAUUUCGUCGAUGACAGUCAUGUAGACUCUCUUAGUAACCUACAAAGCGAUCACAUGAUGUCCGUGGAGUGGGAGAAGACAAGUAUCCAAGAAUUGGAUAUAACGGCCACUGAAUUGUCCACAGAAUGUCUAAUCGACGUGUUGUGUCGAAUCCCGUCUAUCCGUUACCUAAGCGCCGGACAACAGGACUGUUUCACAGAUUUGGUUUUGAAUGAGUUUAUGGAAAAGGGAUACACAAAGUCAUUGAUUUCAUUAGAUUUGGAUCGCAAUGAGAACGUGUCGGAAGAAGUGUUACUCAAAUUUCUCAAAAUUCAAGCGCCGUUACUGAGAGGACUACAACUUUCUGGUUUACCACAUCUCACAGAAUCGUUUUGGACAACAGUAUUGCCGUGGCUUAAGAACAUCAGAGUUUUAGUGAUGGGAAUGCCUGAGGGGUGUUGUCAGAAGAUUCACCAGAAAAUACAUAUCGACUCUUUGAUUGAUUCAAUUGCCAAUAAUUGUGGUCAAGUGGAGAGAAUCGAAGGGCGUUGGGAUUCAGAGACACUUCGUUUCUCUGACAGAAGUAGUAAAGCCGUCGAUGCGAUUAGAAUGAAGUGUCUGAGACUUCGCUGUUUAUGUCUAAGCGAUGGCAAAUACUUUGAAAUGGUCAAAAGCAACUUUGAAAGAGCCGAUAGAGCCACUGUUGUCCGCUCGACCACCAACUGUAGGGUUACUUUAGUUUAUUUGCUCUACAAUUAUAGGGAUUUGAUAUUCAAUUAGUUAACAAUAAAACAUUACAUUUUAUUUAACUUUCGUUUUUUUGACUAAAUAUGAGACUAAGAAAUAAAGUAUAAAUUAAUAUUUAUCAGAGGUUUAGUGGCGAAACAUCUGCAGGAAGUGUUAUAUCAAUCGAUACUAUAAUGCGGGCAAUAGUUAUUGCCGUUUUGUAAGCUUUUAAAUCUAUUAAAUAUUAUUAAAAUCUAUAUCAAUGAAUAAAAAUUUGUUUAUUUUAAACUACCCGGC